This is a messenger RNA of Benincasa hispida (wax gourd), 888 nucleotides long. Its product is annotated as metalloendoproteinase 1-like. Lineage: Eukaryota; Viridiplantae; Streptophyta; Magnoliopsida; Cucurbitales; Cucurbitaceae. Gene Ontology annotation, molecular function: zinc ion binding; metalloendopeptidase activity. The record is from RefSeq and is a predicted model, not a curated record. Gene Ontology annotation, biological process: proteolysis; collagen catabolic process; extracellular matrix organization. Gene Ontology annotation, cellular component: extracellular matrix.
AUGGCGUUCAAGUCUCUCCAACUCCUCUUCCUUUUUCUCACCACCACUGCACCUCAUGUAAUCUCUAAACAAAACUCAAUUUCAUUUCCUCAACAUCUCCAUGGAUGUCGUAAAGGUGACAAUGUCAAAGGAAUCCACAAUAUCAAAACAUACCUUCAACAUUACGGUUACUUAUUACACAACACGAGUACCGACUUCCACACCAACAAACUAAAAAAUGACAUAUUCAACGAUGCCUUAGAAUCCGCCAUUAAAUCAUACCAAAAACGGUUUAACCUCAACAUGAGUGGAGUUUUGGACGAAGAAACAUUAGUUCAAAUCUCCAGACCUCGAUGUGGGGUACCAGAUUUCUCCAUGUCCAACCCGAAUAAGAAUCCCAAGGAUGAUCUCAAAAUGUCGUCUCAUUACACUUUCUUCCCAAACAACCCAAAAUGGCCAAAUACCAAAUUCCAUCUAACCUACACAUUUACUAACAAUUACCCGUUAAACUUGGUGCCAUCAGUGACUGAGGCUAUGGCUACAUGGGCUUUAAACUCACAAUUUACAUUUUCAGAAGUUGUGGAUGGCCAAAUAGCUGACAUUAAUAUUAGCUUUCAAAGAGGAGAGCAUGGAGAUGGAAAUCCUUUUGAUGGACCAGGGGGAAUGUUUGAUCAUGCUUCUGCACCAACUGAUGGGAGAUUGCACUUCGAUGGAGACGAGAGUUGGUCGGCGGGGGUGGUUGAUAAUGAGCUUAAUGUAAUGACUGUGGCACUUCAUGAGCUUGGACAUGUUCUUGGACUUGGCCAUAGCUCUAUUCAACAAGCCAUCAUGUGGCCCUAUAUGAAUCCUGGUACUAUAAAAGGCUUGAAUGAUGAUGAUAUUGUUGGACUUCGUGCUUUGUAUGGUUAA